This is a messenger RNA of Penicillium soppii, 1560 nucleotides long. RefSeq lists its product as uncharacterized. The record is from RefSeq and is a predicted model, not a curated record. The transcript has 4 exons. Lineage: Eukaryota; Fungi; Ascomycota; Eurotiomycetes; Eurotiales; Aspergillaceae. The coding region runs from base 1 to 1560 and encodes 519 amino acids. Gene Ontology annotation, biological process: transmembrane transport. Gene Ontology annotation, molecular function: transmembrane transporter activity. Gene Ontology annotation, cellular component: fungal-type vacuole membrane; plasma membrane.
AUGAACUCUCCAGAUAUCGAAAAGACCCAAGGCUCGCCUUCACUGGAUACCUCCACACAUUUUGAGCUUGACAAGAGCACAUCCGCUAGCUCUUCCGAUGCCACGAGUCUCGCCAAACUCAGCCCAAUAACAGCAGCACCCAAGUCGAAGUGGCAACGAUGUAUCGCCAAGUUGACAAAAGUAGAGAAAAGCGACAUUGGACCCGUUCCUCUUGAAGAGCGUGAGAUAAUCACACCGUCAACCACAUUACAUAUGCUUCUGAUGUGGUUCAGUAUGACUUUGGCCACGAAUAAUAUCAUUGUUGGAUCAAUGGGUACGGUGGUCCUGGGACUCAGCUUCAAGGAUGCGGCUUUUUGCGGUGUUUUUGGAUGUCUGGUUGGUGCUUCCAUAGUUGGUUAUAUGAGUACAUGGGGGCCGAGAAGUGGAAACCGAACUUUGAUUGCGGCUCGCUAUUUUAUGGGUUAUUACCCCAGUAAAGUUUGCUGUAUCCUAAACAUUUUCACCAAUAUUGGAUACAGCAUGGUGAACAGUGUUGUCGGUGGCCAGAUUCUUUCCGUAGUCUCUGGUGGCCAUCUCUCGGUGAUGGUUGGGGUUGUCGUUGUUGCUGUGGCCAGUUUGGUCAUGGCUUUGUUCGGCAUGAAGAUCUUCCAGCUGUACGAGCGAGUCGCCUGGCUACCCCAGUUGUUGGUGAUCUGUGUCAUGGUGGGUUCAGCAGGACCUCAUUUCAACUUCGACGGCCAUACAGCCGGGACAACGGCGCAAGUCAACGCGAAGCGCCUAACUUUCUUCUCUUUGGCGCUGUCUAUUGGUCUCGCCUGGGCCCCGCUCGCCGCCGACUACUAUGUGUACUAUCCCCCACACAUCAAGAGUUGGCGGACCUUCCUGGUGACUGUGUUUGGCGCUGUCCAAGCCAUGUCAAUCUCCCUUCUUAUGGGCAUUGGACUCGGAAGCAUCAUUGCCAGCUCGACAUAUUAUGCUACCAAGUAUGGGAAUACCCCGGGAGGUGUGUUGAUGACAGCGUACGACUCGCUGGGUGGGUUCGGAAAAUUCUGUGCCGUUAUCAAUGUUCUCUCGCUAGUUGCCAAUAACACCCCCGGUGCAUACUCGAUGGGCAUGAACUUACAGAUGCUCGGGGGUAUUUUUGGUAAAGUUCCGCGGCCAAUUUCCACCACUAUUGCUACCGUGAUCUACGCUGCAUGCGCGAUGGGAGGUCGGGACUCGCUGUAUGAGGUCUUCAAGGGCUUCCUGCCACUCAUCGGAUACUGGGUCAUGAUCUUUGUCGUGAUCGUGUUGGAAGAAGACUUUAUCUUCCGCCGGACGACAGGAUACGACUGGUCCGCUUGGAAUUGUCGACACAAGCUACCCAUGGGGAUUGCAGCAGCAGUUUCUUUCCUCAUUGGCUGGGCUGGUGCGAUUGUCGGCAUGUCCCAAACGUAUUAUACUGGCCCUAUUGCUCAUAUGACCGGCGGGGCUGAUCUAGGUCUCUGGCUUGCCGCUGGCUUCACGGCAGUGUCCUUCCCGCCCCUGCGAGCAACGGAGGUGCGCUUCAUCGGCCGUUAA